Messenger RNA from Penicillium manginii, 1941 nucleotides. Its product is annotated as conidial yellow pigment biosynthesis polyketide synthase. The record is from RefSeq and is a predicted model, not a curated record. The coding region runs from base 1 to 1941 and encodes 646 amino acids. The transcript is spliced from 4 exons. Gene Ontology annotation, molecular function: fatty acid synthase activity; 3-oxoacyl-[acyl-carrier-protein] synthase activity. Lineage: Eukaryota; Fungi; Ascomycota; Eurotiomycetes; Eurotiales; Aspergillaceae. Gene Ontology annotation, biological process: fatty acid biosynthetic process; secondary metabolite biosynthetic process.
AUGUCUCCGCGAGAAGCGACGCAAACCGAUCCCAUGCAACGUCUUGCUUUGAUCACCGCCUAUGAGGCACUCGAGAUGGCUGGCUAUGUGCCUAAUCGUACACCCUCUACUAAUUUGGAUCGUAUAGGGACAUUUUAUGGACAGACAAGUGACGACUGGCGUGAGAUAAAUGCGGCCCAAGAAAUUGAUACCUAUUUCAUUACGGGUGGAGUCAGGGCGUUUGGACCGGGCCGCAUCAACUACCACUUUGGAUUCAGUGGUCCAAGCUUCAGCAUUGACACCGCGUGCUCGUCUAGCAUGGCUGCUAUUCACGCGGCCUGUAAUUCACUGUGGCUACAUGAUUGUGACACGGCUGUUGCAGGAGGUUGCAAUGUUAUGACAAAUCCUGAUAUAUUUUCCGGCCUAAGUAAGGGCCAAUUUUUAUCAAAGACUGGACCGUGCCAGACGUUCGACAAUGACGCAGACGGGUAUUGUCGUGGGGAUGCAGUUGCAACCCUCGUUUUAAAAAGACUGACAGAUGCUGAGGCUGAUCACGACAAUGUUUUGGGAAUCAUUCGAUCUGUCGCAACAAAUCAUUCAGCCGAUGCUAUUUCAAUUACUCAUCCUCAUGCGGGUACACAAGAGAAUCUUUAUCGUCGGGUUCUGUCGCAGGCCCGCGUAAACUUUCAGGAUAUUUCCUAUGUCGAAAUGCAUGGCACCGUAUUUUUCGCGCCCCUGGGCUCUCGAUCUAACGAGCAGAAAGUUUACGUCGGAUCUGUUAAGGCAAAUGUCGGUCACGGCGAAGCAUCAUCAGGAGUCACUGCUUUGAUCAAGACUCUUCUCAUGAUGCGUCACAAUUUGAUUCCACCCCAUAUCGGUGUCAAAAAAACACUUAACAAGGGGUUCCCUGAUUUUGCCGAGAGAAAUAUUCAUAUUGCAAAGGAGCCUGUCUCCUGGAAGUGCACAUCGUCACAAAGUCGGAAAGUAUUUGUGAAUAACUUCAGUGCUGCGGGUGGUAACACUGCAAUGGUCAUCACGGAUGGCAAAGUCAGGUCUCUAAGAGGCUUUGACCCUCGAACCACACAAGUCGUAGCAGUAUCGGCUCGUGCCUUAUCUUCGCUCAAGGCCAACCUGAAAAACCUAUUCGAUUAUUUGAUUGAACACCCAAACGUUUCUCUUCCAAGCCUGUCAUACACAACAACUUCACGGAGGAUACAUCACAACUACCGAUUUUCCGUUUCAGCGUCGAAUGUCGACCAAGUCAAAAGUGCCCUGGCGCGGGCGAUGGAAUCGGAUAUUCUGCCCGUUCCGCAGGCGCCCAGGGUUGUAAUGACUUUCACCGGUCAAGGCACGAUGUACCCUGCUGCAGGUUCCGAUCUUUUCCGCAUGAACAAGGUGUACAGAUCUAGCUUGAUCGAAUUCAAUUCGAUUUGUAUCUCUUAUGGGUUCCCCAAAAUCCAGGCCGUUGUCGAUGGAAGCGAUGAUCGAUCACUACUUGAGCAUUCACCAGUUCUUCUCCAAGUGGCACAGGUGUCAAUUCAAAUGGCUUUAAUCCGCCUUUGGAACGCACUUGGAGUCAUACCGGACGUUGUAAUCGGUCACAGUCUCGGCGAAUACGCUGCACUUUUUGCUUCUGGUGUUCUAUCAGCAGCCGAUACAAUCUAUCUUGUGGGAUCCCGAGCCAGAUUAAUGGAGAUGAAUUGUACCGUUGGCACCCACACCAUGCUUGCCAUUCAAGGGGGAGAUUUAUCUUCGGAUCUGACGAACUCACAUAAAUCUCGACUUGCAUGUAUAAACAGUGGCAAGGAGUUUGUUUUGAGUGUCCUAGCUGCCGAUGUUGAAACGUUUAAACGUCAAUUUGAAGGUCUCGGCUACACAGUGACACCCUUGGCUGUGCCCUACGCAUUCCACAGCUCACAAGGACCUAUGCUCGAGAGUCACUUUCCGAAAACCGAAAUGUGA